CCUCAGGCGCCACCCGGCUUGCUCCUUCGCCCCGGCUGCCACCGCCCAGGGUGCACGUGCCGGCAGCGUGCGCAAGCUGGACGAGGAGGAGGAGGGCCUGCCCUACGUGUGCACCGGCUACGACCUGUAUGUCACCCGCGAGCCCUGCGUCAUGUGUGCCAUGGCCCUCGUGCACGCCCGCAUCCAGCGCGUCUUCUACGGGGCGCCCUCGCCCGACGGCGCCCUGGGCACGCGCUUCCGCGUCCACGCGCGGCCAGACCUCAACCACCGCUUCCAGGUGUUCCGCGGCAUCCUCGAGGACCAGUGCUGCCAGCUGGACCCCGACCCCUAGGCCUGGGGACCUUUCACUUCCAGACUGCUCUCUGCUCCUGGCCAGCCCGCAUCCCCCGCAGCUGCACGGCCUUGGACCCUGGGGCCCCACCCGCUGGGUCUAAGGACCCUGACCACCUGGGUCAGCAUGUGGGGCGCCCUCAACCCGGAAGACAGCGGCGGUCUCUGCCGGCUGCGGCAGCCGUGGGACUCGGCUCUGCGUACAAGCCCCCGUGGUCUUCCAGGCUCGGGGCAGCCAUCGUGUGUGAAAUAAAGCGCCUCAAACCAAGUUCCCGUUUGCACCGAGGUGGGCCCUUCUGCCUGGGUGCCAGGUCAGCCGGUACAGAAAUGGCAGGAAAGGAGAACAACUUCCCACCCCUGCCCCGCUUUGUGCCGCUGAAGCCCUGCUUCUAUCAGGACUUCUCCGACGAGAUCCCCGUGGAGCACCAGGUGCUGGUGAAGAGGAUCUACCGGCUGUGGAUGUUUUACUGUGCCACCCUGGCUGUGAACCUGGUGGCCUGCCUGGCCUGGUGGAUUGCGGGCGGAGCGGGGGUCAACUUUGGCCUGGCCAUGCUCUGGCUGCUUCUCUUCACUCCCUGCAGUUACGUGUGCUGGUUCCGGCCUGCAUACAAGGCCUUCCGAGCUGACAGUUCCUUUAACUUCAUGGCGUUCUUCUUCAUCUUCGGAGCGCAGUUUGUCCUGACCGCCAUCCAGGCCAUCGGCUUCUCAGGCUGGGGCGCAUGUGGCUGGCUGGCAGCCAUUGGAUUCUUUGGGGUCAGUGUUGGUGCAGCUGUGGUCAUGCUGAUCCCGGCCACCUUGUUUUCCUUGUCCGCUGUCGCGAUGGCCAUCACACUUGUGAAGGUGCAUAGGAUCUACCGUGGGGCUGGUGGAAGCCUCCAGAAGGCACAGACAGAGUGGAACACUGGUACCUGGAGGAAUCCCCCAUCCAGGGAGGCCCAGUUUAACAACUUCUCUGGGAGUAGCCUGCCCGAAUACCCCACUGUCCCCAGCUACCCCAGUGGAGGCCAGUGGCCUUAGGCUCUGUCUCCUGCCACCACCCUUGGUCCUGAAACCUGAGCAUCUGCCCGAGAUCCCAGGAGGUCCUCAGCCUGUGUUCACCUCCUGCCCGAGCCACAGCAAACUGCCUUUCUGCUGUUGUCCACUGCCAUUCCACCAGAGCUGGCUGUGACUGCCCCGCUCCCGCCUGUCCAGAGGGUGGCCUCCACCACCAGGCUCCUGUCCUUUGUGUUGCUGACACAUACAGCUGAGCCCCAGAGAGAGCACUUGUGGAUGGAGGCAGGAGCAUGGCUGUUGUGGCUGCAUCCUCAGCUCUACCGUCCAGUCCACCCCUGUGCUCCUCUGGGGACAGGGUCCUGCAGCUUCCUUGUCCCAUCCCUAGUGGCAGGGACAUCCUGCUAUUCCCACCACCAUCCAGGAUCCUGAGUAGACCUCUGCCCACUGAAGGCCCGGAUCCACUGGGUUGGGCUGCUCUGGCUCCAGGAGGCUCCCCCUCUGUCUGCGGGAGGAGAGAGACAGGCUCAGCUGCAUGGCAGGCCCCGCCCUGUCACAGAGGCUAGCCAGGACCAGAGGCCCCUGGUCUGCUGGGAGCAGAGCCAGGGACAGAUUUGUGCCUUAGAGAGAACCCUGUUUCCCCUCAGCCUUCCGCCUUCUCUCCAGGAGAGCCACACUGAGUCUUGGGAUGUCCAUGGCACCCCCCCGAUGACUUUGGACUCAGCGUUCUUCCUUGUGAUGUACUGGUGCCACCAGCCAAGUCACUGCAGUCCCCAGGCCUCCCCACAGGGCUGUGCCCCUCCUAUACCGGUGUCCUGCCAAACUGCCUGCGCACGUGGCCUCUGUUCUGUGCCCAGGAUGCCCAGAGGGGGCCAGGAUAGAGAGUUGUAGGCAGGCGCAGCCUUAGACACUGAAGCCCCAUCUUAGAGUGGCAUGGGUGGAGCCCAGUGCCCACUAGAGGGAACACACCCUCAAGACACCUGCAGCUCUGCCCUGCCCACCCCUGGGUAUGUGUUCCCACAUGCCACAGUUGGUUUUGUUAUGUGAGAACAUUCUGGAAAUAAAUUCUCUUUUCUGCA
This is a messenger RNA of Onychomys torridus (southern grasshopper mouse), 2399 nucleotides long. It is a transcript of the gene Scamp4, whose product is annotated as secretory carrier membrane protein 4. Gene Ontology annotation, biological process: protein transport. Bases 658 to 1347 code for a protein of 229 amino acids. The transcript is spliced from 7 exons. NCBI's taxonomy places the organism in Eukaryota, Metazoa, Chordata, Mammalia, Rodentia, Cricetidae. The record is from RefSeq and is a predicted model, not a curated record. Gene Ontology annotation, cellular component: recycling endosome membrane; trans-Golgi network membrane.